AUGAAUGAAAGUGGUAUACUCGAAUUGUCACAGUCAUUGGGUCCCGAGCAAAAUUUGGUGAGUUUAUGUCGCCAGUUGCGACGCGGUUGUGCGUCGCGUGUCAACACGCAACACUUCCUGGAAAUGUUUGUUGACCUACAGUAAUUUUCAGCGUCAAUACAAUAUAGUGAAUGAUGUUCUACCCCCUCCGAACAAUGAAGAUCUACACGUGAUGAUUAUGGCAGUCUCAUAUCUAUGGCUAUUUUUACUAGGAACUUGUGGAAAUGUAGCAGUUCUAACCACAAUCUACCACGUUGUUCGAUCUUCUCGCGCCACUCUCGACAACACUUUGAUCUAUGUGAUUGUUCUGUCCUGCGUCGAUUUUGCAGUGUGUCUUAGUUUACCGCUAACGAUUAUUGAUCAGGUUAGAGAUCCUGGAUAAUUCUGAUUCAAAAGAAAAAUGUUUUUAGAUUCUUGGCUUCUGGAUGUUUGGUUUGAUCCCUUGCAAACUUCAUGCAGUUUGUGAGAAUUUCGGGAAAAUUCUAUCGGCGCUGAUCUUGACGGCAAUGAGUUUCGAUAGAUAUGCCGGAGUUUGUCAUGCGCAAAAGAAAUAUUUGCGAUCGCGAAACAUCGCAAUCACAAUUCUAUUGGGUCUGGUUGUCUACGCCUUUAUCACGCUGUACCCACUUCUUUGGUCAUUCACGAUUCAGGAGAUUAUUUUGUAUGAAAGAGUUACAGGUCUGCUAUUUUUUUCAAUUACAAGUUAAUCCCCUUUGAUUAGCUUUUUCUUUCUUUUUUUUCCCUAUUUUCACUUCUCAAAAUGCAAUACUUCAGGACCUGGAAUUCUUACUCGAAUGCGGAUCGAAAAAUGUAUGGUCAAUAUUGAUUCGCGGAUGUUCACAGCAUUCACAAUCUACCAAUUUGUUCUAUGCUAUUGUCUUCCUCUAAUCUCCAUCGCAUUUUUCUACACCAAAUUAUUAAGUAAAUUGCGAGAACAUACACGAACUUUUAAAAGUUCACAAAUCCCAUUUCUCCACAUCUCCCUCUACACCUUGGCAGUCGCAUGUUUUUAUUUUCUUUGUUGGACGCCGUUCUGGAUGGCGACUGUUUUCGCUGUUUAUCUGGAAAACCUCGCUGAGGAACGAUCAGCCCCUCCACUUUUCGUUUACAUUAUGUAUGUGAUUCAUGCAUUGCCAUUCACAAAUUCUGCAAUAAAUUGGAUACUUUAUGGAGCAUUGAAUAGUCAACUUCAACAUCGAUAUCGAUCUAGUCGAAGUUCUUCGACGAAGUUAGGAACGACUAAUUCAACAUGUUUGACGAAUCAUAAAUUGAAUACAACACAAUAUCAGGUAGAUCUUAGAACUUUCAAUAGAUCUUCAUUCUAGAUUUUUCAGGCAAAUGGAUCUAUGACAAGUAUCGCUGCGGCUGCAACUUCUACAAUUCCAGCAAAUGGCCAGAAUGAUGCUUUGCUUGGUUCGAACGACGAUGAAAAUGAGAUUGAUGUUCGACUUCUACACACGCAUAAUCCAACUUUUCUCUGA
Messenger RNA from Caenorhabditis angaria, 1520 nucleotides. The record is from the annotation of a GenBank genome assembly. NCBI's taxonomy places the organism in Eukaryota, Metazoa, Nematoda, Chromadorea, Rhabditida, Rhabditidae.